UAUUUUGUGUUUAAGCUUUUAUAUGAGUGAGGAAUUUGUGUGAAGAAUUUUAUGUAAAAUUGAUAAGCAUGUGUAUACCACAAUGUGCAGAAACAUAAAACAUAGGGUAAAACAAUCUGCAGAUUCUUUCAUCAAUUUAACAGAUGUGGCCAACUUUACUCUUUUUCUUAGAGUUUUCUAUUCACUUUUUUGUUGUGGUUUUAGAGUAUAAACAUUUUGUUUGUAUUUGUUCAGUGAUUUGUCAACCCCUUGAUGUUUUAUGAGAAACAAAGAUUCAUUUUUGCUGAAUGAAUUUUAUUAUUAUAUCACUGUUUAUGUAUUGCAAAGUGAUAAAGACAACACUAUCAACAGUAUGCAAUGUCCAAAUUGAUGGACAAAAGGUGUUAAUGAAAAACAUCACAUGUCAUUCGCCAGCUGAUGCCAUGCAUUGUUUCCAUGAUCCAAUAUUUUGUGAAAAUUAUUUUCCACGGAGACGAGAACUGGCUGAUGACGAUCGACCAGCAUACGGAGAAUACAGUUCAUUGCAUCAUAAAAACUGGAUACGUAUCAUACAGCAUGGUGGAAUUGCGUUUUUAUACCAUCCAUGUCUUAAAAAAGUCGAAAUAAACAAAUUGAGAAAACUGGCUGCUAGCUGUCUACAUCGUUAUGUGUUGGCUCCUUAUGAAAAAUUAUCAGAAAAACAACCUUUUGGUAUUAUCAGUUGGGGAUGCUUUUAUAUCUCAUCGCUUGCCAACGUGACUGAUAUGAAAACGUUCAUCCGUGAAAGAGCAAACAACGGACCGGCUUCUCAUGUGAAAACAAAUGGAAAAUUUCAGACGAAUUUAAUCGAACCAUCAGCAGUUGUCACUAAUGAGAGAGACCAAAUUCUUUGUCCUACAAAGAAAGAGAGACAAUUAUUCACCGUACCACCAGUAACGAAGAAAAAGAAAGAUCCAGAAUCUAUCAUCCAAAAACGUUUGGAAACUGCACUUCACAAGCGAGACAAACCAGACAUAAACAUAUCCGCCAAUAUCACGCUAACGAAAGUGCAGGCUGGGAAUGCAGUGUGGGCUGCUGGGAGUUUAAUAUUUUUGUGUGGCAUUCUCAUAGGUGUUCUCUUGUAUACAAAAAUGUGGUCACACGAAGAAAAACAGCAUAAAUAUAAUCGACUACAGGAUUACUCUGAUGGAUUCGAGUACGAGUCUGGCCACAGCCAGUUUAGUUUACUUAAAAGUAGUCAAAAAUUUAUGAGCGUUUUUAGACGAGAAGAUAAACAUGAACCUAAGUUAGACUCGAUGAGUCGAAUGAACUUGAUGAUCCCUAUUGAUGAAGAGGAUGAGGAGGACGAGACAAUAUUUCAAAGAUAAUAAAUGUGAAUUUAUUUAUUUAUAUAGGAUAAAAAGGGAAUUUUUGUCUUUUAUACGUCCAUGGCCAAACGGUAAAGUGUACUUUUCUAACAUUUUGAACUAGCAAUAAUCGUGUGUAUAUUUUAAAAACAACUUGCUUUGUAACAAGAAAAAUAAAACGCAACAAAAUAUCAAACCAUGUUGCGUGGAACUGAGUAGCUAUUUCAACCAUAUUCUGUUGGAAUGUCAAAAUAUUGUGCAUGUUUUUACAAUAAACUAUUUGUGUAACUGCUAACCAUGUGGCUUUUCUGUAAAAUUUAAAACACUUGAUUCGACUUCUUAAGUGGGAUCAACACGAAACAUUUCGACCAAUUAAGAAGUUAGGUUGAAAGUUUGCUAAUAAAACGAACAGUAACUUUUUGUGUAUAUUUUUGGUAUGGUGUAAGUUUUUGUAUUAUAUAGAGCAUAGAAAUAUUUAAGAUUUGAUUGUUAAUAUGUUAUUAUACAUUUUUGUGGAACAUAAUGA
Messenger RNA from Hydractinia symbiolongicarpus, 1851 nucleotides. RefSeq lists its product as uncharacterized. Lineage: Eukaryota; Metazoa; Cnidaria; Hydrozoa; Anthoathecata; Hydractiniidae. The record is from RefSeq and is a predicted model, not a curated record. The transcript has 8 exons. Gene Ontology annotation, cellular component: cytoplasm. Bases 288 to 1346 code for a protein of 352 amino acids.